UCUUCUUCCUCUUACCCCCCAUCCUUCUCCUUAUUUACAAGUUGGGAAAAAAAAAUAAAAAUGAAGAACUCAAUAAUAGCACUACUGCUGCUGGUGCUACUGUGCGCCGUUUCGAACAUUUCCUUAGCUGUUAUUGAUGGAUUGUUAAAGAAUGGAAACUUCGAAAUGCCCCCAUCGAAAGCUGACCUAAACGGCACAGUGGUUCUAAAGCCCAAUGCCAUACCGGAAUGGUCAAUCUCCGGGUUCGUAGAGUACGUAAAAGCUGGCCAAAAACAAGGUGACAUGCUUCUAGUCGUGCCAGAGGGCUAUGCCGCAGUUCGUCUAGGGAAUGAAGCAUCGAUCAAGCAAGUAUUGAACGUUACAAAAGGAAUGUACUAUUCCUUAACGUUCAGUGCUGCUAGAACAUGUGCUCAAGAGGAACGUAUCAACGCAUCUGUUACACCCGAUUUUGGAGUAUUGCCUAUCCAAACAUUGUAUAGUAGUAGUGGUUGGGACUCAUAUGCUUGGGCAUUUCAAGCUGAACUUCACCAAGUUGAUAUAUUGCUUCAUAAUCCAGGCGUUGAGGAAGAUCCUGCUUGUGGUCCUCUCAUCGAUUCGAUUGCCAUUCGCACUUUAUAUCCUCCUAAGGCCACGAAUCAGAAUUUGUUGAAAAAUGGAGAUUUUGAAGAGGGUCCAUACAUAUUCCCAAACACAAGUUGGGGAGUGCUUGUACCACCAAACAUUGAAGAUGACCAUUCCCCAUUGCCAGCAUGGAUGGUUGAGUCCCUAAAGGCAGUAAAAUACUUAGAUUCUGACCAUUUUUCAGUGCCACAUGGCAAGAGAGCCAUAGAACUUGUUGCUGGUAAAGAAAGUGCCAUUGCACAAGUUGCAAGAACCACUAUUGGCAAAAUCUAUCAACUUAGUUUCAAAGUUGGAGAUGCAAGCAAUGCUUGUGAAGGUUCCAUGAUUGUUGAGGCCUUUGCCGGAAGGGACACACUUAAAGUCCCUUAUGAGUCGAAGGGGAAAGGUGGAUAUAAGCGUGCUAUACUCCGUUUCAAGGCCACUGCAAGCCGGACUAGGAUCAUGUUCCUUAGUACCUACUAUCACACGAGGAGUGAUGAUUUUGUUUCCCUGUGUGGCCCUGUGGUCGAUGAUGUGACACUCUUGAGCGUCAGGACCCAUCGUCGAGUCCUCUAAGGCGUGUAUUUUGAUGAAAUACGGUGAAUUUAAUGAGUAAAUUUGAUUGUAAUGAAGCAAAAGAAGUUGGGAGUUGUAUUUUAUCUUACUUUGGCUUGUUUACUACUAGUAGUGUUUAUCUUAUGUGUACUAUACUAAUGUCUAAUGAAAGGCAAAGAAGUAUAUAUCAUAUAUAUUUUGAUUGGUGUUGAGUGGUUUAUGUGUUACUUUGACUUUGGGAGUACUCAAAGUAGUUUGAGUAAAUGAUUAUUGUAACACUAGCAAUUCAAGGAACCAUUGUCUUUUUAGCCAAUAAAAAUGGUACGGCUUGGAUGAA
Molecule: messenger RNA, 1492 nt
Organism: Solanum dulcamara
Lineage: Eukaryota; Viridiplantae; Streptophyta; Magnoliopsida; Solanales; Solanaceae
Product: protein DUF642 L-GALACTONO-1,4-LACTONE-RESPONSIVE GENE 2-like
Exons: 3
Coding region: 61-1176 (371 amino acids)
Source: RefSeq, a predicted model, not a curated record